CGUUUUGUCAUGUUGGCGGUGGUCACAAAUGUCAUCUGUCUAACCUUUUUCCCCUCCCAUUGAAUUAUUUACGUUUGCCACUCUGACGUGGAUUUGAACCAUCUUUCAGGGGGCUGUUUAAUAAUUAUACAUAAUAAUGGACAUUGCGACUCUUUUUGAUGAUGUCAAACGGAUGAAUAAGCGACAAUUCCUUUAUCAAGUUUUAAGUUUCGGUAUGAUAGUUUCUUCGGCACUUAUGAUAUGGAAAGGUUUAAUGGUAGUCACAGGCAGUGAAAGCCCCAUUGUUGUGGUUUUAUCGGGUAGUAUGGAGCCGGCUUUUCAUAGGGGCGAUUUGUUAUUUUUAACAAAUUAUCCGGAAGAGCCGGUGCGAGUUGGGGAAAUUGUGGUGUUUAAAGUCGAGGGCAGGGACAUUCCAAUCGUUCAUAGAGUACUUAAAUUACACGAAAAGGAAAAUGGCACAGUUAAAUUCCUAACAAAGGGUGAUAAUAACAGUGUUGAUGAUAGGGGGCUGUACGCCCCUGGACAAUUGUGGCUAACAAAAAAAGACGUAGUUGGGAGAGCCCGUGGUUUUCUACCAUAUGUGGGCAUGGUCACUAUUUUAAUGAACGAAUACCCAACCUUUAAGUUUACAAUCCUAGUCUGUCUAGCAUUUUACGUCUUAAUCCACCGAGAGUAAUAAUCGCUUUUGUACUUUUUUUCUUGAAAUAAAAAUAAAUAAGAGAAUGAGA
This is a messenger RNA of Tribolium castaneum (red flour beetle), 728 nucleotides long. It is a transcript of the gene twr, whose product is annotated as twisted bristles roughened eye. Lineage: Eukaryota; Metazoa; Arthropoda; Insecta; Coleoptera; Tenebrionidae. Gene Ontology annotation, molecular function: serine-type endopeptidase activity. Gene Ontology annotation, cellular component: membrane; signal peptidase complex. The record is from RefSeq and is a predicted model, not a curated record. Bases 137 to 676 code for a protein of 179 amino acids. The transcript has 4 exons.